UCUUCCUUCUACCCAGGAAGAAGUGUUGGUGCAGAGCAGAGAAGAUGGCUGUGGCGGCCAAUUCUGCAAGAAAAGCCCUCCAACGAGCUUCCUCUGCUUCCAGAACCCUCCUCACUCGGCGAUCUUCACACCCAAUUAAGCUCAAUGAACUUCCUUCUUCUCCCAACAAACGCUCCCUCUCGUUUUCCCGGCUUCCGGUGCACUUGGCUGGUGCACAACUGUCUUUGACGCCGCUGCAUAGUGCUACUGCCGCUGUUUUGUUCACUUCUCUGCUUUCUUUGCACAAUACCAACUGGGGUUGUCUUUCGGAAGGUUUUGCCACACCUCUAUAACAUGGCGUAGGCAAUGAUAUUGUGCUUUUGGGCCAUUCAGAUACCAUCAGUUGCAGGUUUUGUUUCAAUACUUGCUUCUAGUAGGUUCUGCAAUUAAUAAUUUAACUUCAUUAUGUUUCUUAUUUGAGACUGUCAAAAUGUGUUGUCCUCCUGAAAUUUACUAGGAGUUUUUGCUGUUGAGGCUUUUGGAAAGAUCAGUCAAUUGACACUAUUCCCGACUAUAAACACUCAAUUUUGGAGAAUUUUCUAUGUAAAAUGUAUGCCAGUUUUUGAAGUGAUCUUAUCAUGUACGAAUCUUGGAUUUGAAUUUUCUAUUAUGUCAUGUGAUCUCCUGUUGUUGUCA
Molecule: messenger RNA, 675 nt
Organism: Vigna angularis (adzuki bean)
Lineage: Eukaryota; Viridiplantae; Streptophyta; Magnoliopsida; Fabales; Fabaceae
Exons: 3
Coding region: 45-332 (95 amino acids)
Cellular component (GO): mitochondrion
Source: RefSeq, a predicted model, not a curated record